Molecule: messenger RNA, 844 nt
Organism: Lactuca virosa
Lineage: Eukaryota; Viridiplantae; Streptophyta; Magnoliopsida; Asterales; Asteraceae
Source: the annotation of a GenBank genome assembly
CCAAAGCAUAGAAAGUAAAGUAUAUAAGGUGUAGUUUGUUGAGAGUCGGUUUAUAUUUUCCCAAAGAGCAUGGGGAUGGGGUUAAGGGCUCUUCCCUUAUCACCUGCUUUUCCUGCUUCUAACUUCACUGCUUCAAAACAAGCCACCCUCACUCCCACCAAUUCUUAUUACAAAUUCAGAGUGUAUUCAGGGAAAACAGAGAAGGGUAGCAAAGAAGAUGAAGAUGAAAAGCCCAAAAUAAGGAAGCAGAGUUUGUUUGAAAGUGUUACAGAAGCUCUGGAUUUUUCUCAGGUUAGAUCAGCUGAAGAUGCACAGCUUAUUGAAGAUGCCCGGUUAGCAACCAAAUCAGGAGAGAAAAUGAACAGGGAACAGUAUGGCGCUCUUCGGAGAAAGAUUGGAGGGACGUAUAAAGAUUUCUUCAAAUCUUAUGUUGAAGUUGAUGGUGAAUAUGUAGAAGAAGGGUGGGUUGAUAAAACAUGUAAAGUGUGCAAGAAAGACACGAGGAAUGAGCCAAGGCAAGUGGACAAGCUUGGAAGAUAUGUUCAUGUCGCAUGCUUGGACAAGCCUAAAUCUGGAAAUUUUUUUACUAGGCUUUUUUCUGGUUAAAGGAAAACUACAUAAUAGUCAGUUAUAAUAUACAUUUUUGGUUGGAAAUGUUAAAAGUAUAUGUCUUGAAAUAUCUUUUAAAUGAUUGUUACCUUCAAACAGAUUUCAUACCUUAUCGUUUACAGUUUAUAAUCUGUGUGUUUAGUGUUGCAAUUAAAUUUGUGGAUGGCCAAAAGGGGAUGUUUUGGUUGGGGUUUUCUCAUAUCUGUAUAUUUAUUACAAUUUUUUUUUGUGGUUA